Messenger RNA from Lontra canadensis (Northern American river otter), 1404 nucleotides. Its product is annotated as left-right determination factor 1-like. The record is from RefSeq and is a predicted model, not a curated record. Gene Ontology annotation, molecular function: cytokine activity; growth factor activity; transforming growth factor beta receptor binding. Gene Ontology annotation, biological process: SMAD protein signal transduction; BMP signaling pathway. Bases 1 to 1104 code for a protein of 367 amino acids. The transcript is spliced from 4 exons. Gene Ontology annotation, cellular component: extracellular region. NCBI's taxonomy places the organism in Eukaryota, Metazoa, Chordata, Mammalia, Carnivora, Mustelidae.
AUGAGGUCGCUGUGGCUGUGCUGGGCGCUGUGGGCCCUUCCCCUACCGGGCCCCGGGGCCGCCCUGAGCGGGGACCACAUCCUCAGCACCCUGCUGCGGCAGCUGCAGCUCCGAGAGGCGCCCGUCCUGGACGCAGGCGACCUGGAGGAGCUGGUCACCCCCGCGCACGUAAUGGCCCAGUACGUGGCCCUGUUGCAGCGCAGCCACGGGGUCCGCUCUCGAGGGAAGAGGUUCAGCCAGAGGUUCCGAGAGGUGGCGGGCAGGUGGUUGGCGUCCGAGGCCUCCACGCACCUGCUGGUGUUCAGCAUGGAGCGGCGGCUGCCCCCCAACAGCGAGCUGGUGCGGGCGGUGCUGCGCCUUUUCCAGGAGCCGGUGCCCAGGGCCGCGCUGCGCAGGCACGAGCGACUGUCCCCGCACAGCGCCCGCGCCCGCGUCACCGUCGAGUGGCUGCAGGUCCGCGAAGACAGCUCCAACCGCACCUCGCUGGUGGACUCCAGGCUGGUGUCCCUCCACGAGAGCGGCUGGAAGGCCUUCGACGUGACAGAGGCGGUGACCUUCUGGCAGCAGCUGAGACGGCCUCGCCAGCCUCUGCUCCUGCAGGUGACGGUGCACAGGGAGCACCUGGGCCCGCUGGCCUCGGGCGCCCACAAGCUGGUGCGCUUCGCCUCCCAGGGGCCCGAGGGCGCGCGGCAGGGCGAUCCCCAGCUGGAGCUGCACACGCUGGACCUGGGGGCCUACGGAGCUCAGGGCGACUGUGACCCCGAGGCGCCCGUGACGGAGACCACCCGCUGCUGCCGCCAGGAGAUGUACAUUGACCUGCAGGGGAUGAAGUGGGCUGAGAACUGGGUCCUGGAGCCCCCGGGCUUCCUGGCCUACGAGUGCGUGGGCGCCUGCCAGCAGCCCCCGCGACCCCUGCCCUUCGAGUGGCCAUUUCUGGGCCCGCGGCAGUGCAUCGCCUCUGAGACGACCUCGCUGCCCAUGAUCGUGAGCGUCAAGGAAGGAGGCAGGACCAGGCCCCAGGUGGUCAGCCUGCCCAACAUGAGGGUGCAGAAGUGCAGCUGCUCCUGGGACGGGGCGCCCGUGCCCCGGAAGCUGGAGCCUUAGGUUGGGGGCAGAGCCACCCAGGCGUCGGGCUGGACAGGUGCACAGAAACAGGUCUUGACAUAGGUGUUAUUUCCUCCUUAGCAGGUGACCCCUGGCCCCACUCAGCACCCUGUUCUACCUUUCCUGCAGGUUCUUCCAUUUCUUGUCCUCUUCUGCACCAUCACCCACCCUAAGCACUUACAUGAGUCACUAAUGCAGCUCUGACUGCUGAGUUCUAGAAGGAAAUCCCAGCCUCCUUGUUAUAGGAUGCAGCCAGCUCAGACAGACUGCCUGCUGGGAGUUUCUGUGGCAAAUUCUCAG